AGAAAGCUUCAAACUUCUAAAAUUGAUGCUUCUAUGACACUACAACGAUAUAUAAAGAGAGAGAGACAUGUAAGAAGGAAAAACAUGUAAUGUAAAGCAUGCCCUUCCUCAUUACCUACCACUGACAACUCCACAUCCUCUUACACAUUAGGCAACACCCCGGAAUUGGAAUACCCUACUUCUUUUUAGAGAUUUUUAAAAUGUGGGUGGCUUUAGCGAAUGCCAAUUGCCUUAUUUCCAUCUGGGUUUUUGAUUUAAAGAGGAAAGUUUAGAGCUUUAUUGCUUACCCCUUUUAUUGCCUGCUAUUGCAAGGAAGUCGUGCCGGGAUAAGGCAGGUUUUGUACAAUCAGGCUUGUUGGUAUCAAAACAAAAUGGCUUCUGAUCUUAAGAAUAGCCUAACCAAGGAAUACGUUGGCAUGGAGUUGUGGGUGAUAAUUGUCGUCUGUCUGGGACUGGUUUGUGUAUUUGUCCUGGUUGUUUCACUGUGGCUAUCGUUUAGAAAGAAAUCGAGAAGAGAAAAUAACAUGCCUCCUGUUAGCUAUAUGCCUAAGGUUUCAGAGGAGAUUAAAGAGAUUGGUGUUGAUCAAAAUUCAGCAAAUAAUGAUGGUUUCCCCAGCCUUCAUGACAAGUUCGGUGACAAAGAAGAAGCAGAUAAAGUAUUGAUCCAACUAGAAAAUGGUGAUGAUAGCAGCCAAUCAGGCUCCUUUAAUCAUGUCGAGAAAGUAGGUGUUGGGUCUCAAUCAGGAGAAGAGGGGGGCACCAAGGUAGCUUCUGUCCACAGGCCUUCUUCACAUCCUUUGACCGCACCUUCACCUCUGUCUGGCCUGCCUGAAUUUUCACAGUUGGGAUGGGGGCAUUGGUUUACCCUCAGAGAUCUGCAAGUUGCAACAAACCGAUUUUCCAAGGAUAACAUUAUUGGCGAUGGUGGAUAUGGAGUUGUCUAUCAGGGUCAUAUGAUUAAUGGGACUCCUGUGGCUGUUAAGAAGCUCCUUAACAAUCCAGGACAAGCUGAUAAAGAUUUUAGAGUUGAAGUGGAGGCUAUUGGUCAUGUACGUCAUAAAAACCUUGUUCGACUUCUGGGGUAUUGCAUGGAAGGAACCCAGAGGAUGUUGGUAUAUGAGUAUGUCAACAACGGCAAUUUAGAGCAAUGGCUCCGUGGAGGUAUGCGUCAACAUGGAUAUCUUACGUGGGAGGCUCGCAUGAAAAUUCUCCUUGGCACUGCUAAGGCGCUGGCUUACUUGCAUGAGGCCAUUGAGCCAAAAGUGGUGCAUCGAGACAUAAAAUCAAGCAACAUAUUGAUCGAUGACAACUUCGAUGCUAAGAUAUCUGAUUUUGGUCUGGCCAAAUUGCUGGGUGCUGGAAAAAGUCAUAUUACUACUAGAGUAAUGGGUACCUUUGGUUAUGUUGCUCCGGAAUAUGCCAACUCUGGCCUUUUGAAUGAGAAAAGUGAUGUUUAUAGCUUUGGGGUCGUGCUUUUGGAAGCAAUUACAGGGAGAGAUCCAGUGGAUUAUGAUCGCCCUGAGAAUGAGGUAAAUCUGGUGGAAUGGUUGAAAAUGAUGGUUGCAGGAAGGCGCUCAGAAGAGGUGGUAGACCCCAUGAUAGAGAAUAGACCAGCAACAAGUGCCCUUAAACGGGCUCUUCUAACUGCUUUAAGAUGUGUUGAUCCAGAUGCUGAAAAAAGACCAAAGAUGAGUCAAGUAGUUCGCAUGCUUGAAUCAGAGGAGUAUCCUAUACCUAGACAGGAUCGGAGGCGCUGGAGAAGCCAUGCAGUGGAGGGUGAGACAGCCUAAUUCAGACACUGAUAGGAGUGAUAAUCCAGGUUCAAAGUCAGAUGGGAGAAGGAACAACAAAGCAUAGACUUGGGGACCGUUUAUAGAAGCCGAGCGCAUGCAUAAGGGCAAUACUUACAUUCUUUCGACCUUAGAAAGUAUUGAGCCUGCCUAAAAGUUGAGAAUGAGGGCAGGGAGCUGUAGCAAGCAAUUGAGGCUGGUUGCUUCGCAUAUCUCUGUGUCAAUUUUUCCGCAUCUAUUAUAGAUGUUGUAGAGAAUUAGUCGGUGUCUCCAAGUUGCCUUCGUGGUAGAACACCCUUGUCAGGAGUGGUGUGUAGUGUGUACAGAUCUUGAGAUUUUUGGUUUUAUUUUUUAUUUUGUUUUUUCAUUUUCACUAUAUUUCUUCUGGGUCAUAGUAAUAUCGGUUUAGUUCAAAGGAUUACAGCAGAAUUUUCCUUGAUGGAAAGGCUGGAAAAAGGGAUAAGAAAGAUUGAAAGGGAAUUUGAUUUUUGAAUA
Molecule: messenger RNA, 2285 nt
Organism: Populus nigra (black poplar)
Lineage: Eukaryota; Viridiplantae; Streptophyta; Magnoliopsida; Malpighiales; Salicaceae
Product: probable receptor-like protein kinase At5g18500
Exons: 8
Coding region: 372-1790 (472 amino acids)
Biological process (GO): protein phosphorylation
Molecular function (GO): ATP binding; protein kinase activity
Source: RefSeq, a predicted model, not a curated record